AUGUUUUAUGGUCAUUACAGUUGUGCUUGGAUCAUUAAAGUUUUAGAACCUAAGAUCCCAUUAUGGACCUUGAUGAUUGCAGUUCAGAUAGAAGAAGCCCACAUUGUUCGUGGAUAUACAAAAGUAAAUGAUUUAAAAUUGGUUUCUAUUCCAUAUACUCACUCUUUAAUCGCCGUAAUUGGAUGGAGCAUAUUAUAUGGAUCAUGGUAUAGAUUUUCUGGUUAUGAUGGUGGAAAUCGUGCCGCGUACUUGAUAGGAUUGGCUGUGCUUUCUCAUUGGUUUGAAGAUUUGUUGGUCCAUAAUGAAGAUUUAUUAUUAUUGACGAUUGAUGAUAAUGCACCAAAAUAUGGAUUCAAAUUAUGGGAUUAUCCCGAAAUACAUCAUCCAUUUGAAUUACUAUUAUUCUUUGGUUCGUUUUACUAUUAUUUAGUAAAUACUGAAGUACAUCCAUCAAAAAUUUAUUCAGCACAAAAUGAUCAAACAAGGGAAAUUACUACAACAAUCUCGAAUUUAACUAAUAAAACUACUAAUCAUCAUGAAAGAUCACAAAAUUAUUGGGCUAGCAAAUGGGGUUCGAUUAUAUUAUCGGUAGAUUCUUUCUUGACCAUUUCUGUGAUUUCAACUUUUUUAGUAUUAAUAAAUCCAUUAUUCGUUCAUUCUUAUAAAACAUUUUCGUAUAAUGAAACGGAGCCAGGAUAUCAAAUUUAUCAGGUGUUAGCUUAUCGGGAUGGAACUUCGGUGGUUUACCUGACUAAACCUAUAAAUGAGACCUGCAAUGAACCAAGAAUUGAUCUUCGCAUUAUACAUCCAAAUGGCACAGUCGAUAAAGUAGAAGUGGAUUAUCCAAUCCCAGAUUUUAAUUUUUGUCUUUUACCAAAUGACACAUAUUUACAUAUUGCGCUUUUUCCCCAUAUGCCAGAAUUUAUCUACAUUCUUUAUGAAAACUCCACUGAUUUAAAUUCGGCAAGUUAUUAUACAUUACUUGUUACUCGCACCGGAAAAAUCAUCAGCAAUACAUUUCUCUCACAUGUUUCUGUAGAAAAUGGAACAUUAACUAGCUCUGGAUUUAUGAUUCCACACUCUAACGAUGAACAAGGCUUUCUUUUCUAUGAUUAUAUAAAUGAAUCCAAACUGAAAUGGAUUUACUUUAGUCCGUAUUCGAAUGGAAACUUCAAAGCAAUAAAUAAUGGUCAGAUUGAUCAAAAUAUAUCAGAAAUUUUUCCCGCGAUUGAUGGAACCUUUGGAAUUGUUACUACAAUUAAUAAAAAUGUUAUAAAUAGAGCUCACGAUGAUUUAAUUGAUCCAACUGAAUCAACAUUUGAACUUUAUAUAACUUUCGUUAGACCAAAUAAAAAUGUUGUUGAUGGGCCAUUCUUACUUUAUCAAACUUCAGUACCGAGCUUACGAAUUAAAUCUAUUUGUAAUUCUGCAUAUACGACGAAAGGUUAUUUUUGCAUUUUAAAUAUAAAAGAUGAACAGCCUAAUGAAGAACCUAAAUAUCAUUUGGCUAAAAUCAUAUUUCAAAGUACUGGUUCGGUUGUUAAUGUAGAAAAAUCUUCAAAUUUUAAAUUAUCUAGAGAUUUAGAAGAAAACACAGUAUUUGAUUUUUUAUAUCAUGGUGGUUUUUUAGUAAUUAUUUUCAACAUUUUAGAAGAUACCAUUUUUAAAACAUUUCAAGUAAUUAUUCUUGAUAAUAAUGGAAAUUACAACACCACAUUGGACCUUCCUGAAAAUAUAACAAUUGCUAAUAGACUUGCAACAAGCGUUUUUCGAAAUAGUUAUAUUGUUGUUCAUCAAGAUAAUUAUUAUACUUGGACAAUUUAUUCGGUUGAUCUUCCAAAGUUCACUUCUAAAGACAAUGGUUAUAAUAAUCCAAAUAUUAAAACUACCUAUCCAAUCAUUAAUUCUAACGUACCUUUAUCAACAAUUACCAUUAAUGUUACUUAUAACUUUCCAAUAACAAUUUCAACAAGUAAUAUUUCUAUUUAUCAGAAUAAUAAUAAUUAUCCUAUAUUACGACAAUCAGUUCCAGGCAACUCUCCGCUUUUAUAUAGCGUUGAUAACAAAACAAUAAUUUUAGAUGUUUUGGAAAGUACAUUUAAUCAACCAAAUGCAAAUUAUUACAUUGUAAUUAACGAUAAUGUUGUUAAAGAUUGGAAAACAAAUCAGCCUUUAAUAGGUAUUGAAAGUAAUAUCUGGAAGUUUAAUACUACUGAUUAUCAAGAUAUUUUUGCGGAGGAUGCAGUUGGUUUAUUUUCUUUAACAACUGAAGGAACAAAAUAUUUCAAAAGUUUAUCACCAUAUAUUCAAACGAGAUUUUUAACACAAUUAAGAAUUGAUUUAGCAAAUUCAAUACCUGUCGACGUUAAAAGAUUAAAUGAUAUUAAUUACGAAUAUGAUGAAAAUCAACAAAUCUUUUUAUCAUUAUCUAUUAAAUCAACAACAAAUUUAAAUGAGAGAAAUGUCGAUCAUAUCAUGAAAGAUUUAGAUCUUUUGAUUAAAUAUAAAGAAAUUACUCCUAUUUCUUGGUUUGGUACGACAAACCUUAUCGAUACAAGUUUUGGAUUUCAACGUAUCAGUAAUAUUUUUGAUGAUGUCAAAUUUCAUUUAAUUGGUAUUGUUAUAGGAGUAACAAUUUUAGGUUUACUUUAUUUUUAUGCCAGAAAAAAACAUUAUACGGGUAAAAAUAUUGUAAUAUUUAAAUUUUCCUUAAUUAUUUUGGAUUUCAUUUUGGAUAUUUUAUUUAUUCCGAAGAAUGGAAAAAAAGCUCCACAAUUAUUUAUUCCAAGUAUAAUGUUCUGUGUAAUACCAACGGCAAUAAAUUCCAUAAUGAGUAUGAUUAUAAUUCUUCAAGAAAUUACAAAAAAUAAAGAUUUCUAUGAAUGGUUUAAAAAUAAUACCAAUAUAGCAGUUUUAUUUACAAUAUUAGCAGGAGCUGAUCUUGAAGUAUUAAAUAUACUUUCUUCUGAAGUUGCUGGAAUAAUGAUAUUUAGUGCUCCUAUUACAAAAAUAGCACAAUAUUAUAUAUUUUGGGGGAGUUUCUUAGGAUUUUUAAUUGAAGAUAUUCCUCAGUUUAUAAUACAGGUGAAUGGACCAUUACAGAUUCUAUUAUGUCGAUACGUUCCUUGA
Messenger RNA from Funneliformis mosseae, 3129 nucleotides. The record is from the annotation of a GenBank genome assembly. NCBI's taxonomy places the organism in Eukaryota, Fungi, Glomeromycota, Glomeromycetes, Glomerales, Glomeraceae.